Saprolegnia diclina VS20 is the source of this 532-nucleotide messenger RNA. RefSeq names its product dTDP-glucose 4,6-dehydratase. The coding region runs from base 32 to 298 and encodes 88 amino acids. Gene Ontology annotation, biological process: D-xylose metabolic process. The record is from RefSeq and is a predicted model, not a curated record. Gene Ontology annotation, cellular component: cytoplasm. Gene Ontology annotation, molecular function: UDP-glucuronate decarboxylase activity; NAD+ binding. The transcript is spliced from 2 exons. NCBI's taxonomy places the organism in Eukaryota, Oomycota, Saprolegniomycetes, Saprolegniales, Saprolegniaceae.
CAACCUCGGCAACCCGCACGAGAUCACCAUCAUGGAGCUUGCGACGACCAUUAUCCGCAUGACUGGCUCGGACUCCAAGCUCAUCUACAUGGAAUCGCCUGGCGACGAUCCAAAGCGCCGCAAGCCGGAUACGACGUUGGCCAAGCAGCACCUUGGCUGGGAGCCACGCGUGGCGCUCGAGGCUGGCUUGAUGCAGACGAUCGAGUAUUUCCGCGGCUUGGACAUGCGCUACUACCGCAAGCCGACGCCUCACACGGCUCACAAGAGCAGCGACAAGGACAAGGCGCUGCGCGCGUAGUUUCUUAUCCCAAGGCGGCGUGAGAAAAAGCGGGGUCCAGUCCCGUGUCAAAGUACGCAAUGCUCUCUGUCUAGGCAAGUACUGUAUUUGCGCACAUAACAUGUAUUUUGCGUCCUGGCUGCAUGCUGCAAGCGAAGUCGAAGCGCCUUCAUGAAAUGGUUUUGCUGGGUGUUUUUAGCCGCGUUGGCGGUUUUCAGUCGGCCCAAUCGACUACACGACGCGGAUGCCGGUUGC